UUUUCUAAGUGCAUUUGUUUCGAGCAGCAGUUUGAUCAAUUAGUCUUUUUUCUUUUAUACCAGUAUAAACACUAUUGUAAAGUAAUAUGGGAGACGAAGAGGAUCCAUGGGGUUUCGACGAUGGCGGCGCUGCUGCUGAGGAGCCAUCAGCAGGCUCAACAUCUAAUCAGGGAACUCCUGCUCCUCCCUCCAAGGCACCGAGUGUGGCUUCCGACCAUAAGUCUGAAAGUGUGGCGGUCGGCGGGACUCCGGCAGGCGAGGAGGCGGCUGCUGUAGAGGAAGAAAUUGAGUUCAAAGCGCCUCCACCUCCGCCAGAAGACGAUGGCUACAGGAAACCAGUUCAAUUGUACCGACACUGGGUCAGGCCAAAGUUUCUCCAAUACAAAUAUAUGUACAACUACAGAACCAAUUAUUAUGAUGAUGUGAUUGACUAUAUUGAUAAAAAACAAACUGGAGUGGCCCGUGACAUACCUAGACCCCAGACGUGGGCGGAACGUGUCCUGCGCACUCGAAAUAUCAGCAGUGGCAUUGACUCGUUUGCUCCAUCGGCAAAGAGGGACAAGCAAUUAAUCCAAACACUGGCGGCCUCGAUUAGAACUUAUAAUUACCACACCAAGGCAUACAUUAACCAAAGGUAUGCCAGUGUGCUUUAGUGAGCACACUUAAUUGUAAUAAUAGAAACGUUUUAAAAGAUGAACUCGUAGUCAUAACAAAUAUGAUCGUUUUUAAAUGAUCUAUACAUAUAGUAAGUCACUAGGCGUCUGUGUUUUUGCGCAUCUCCACGCAAUGUUGACCUUAUAUGUAGAAUGAGGUUAAUACUGCUCGGUAAAACUUUUCAAGAACCAAAGAUUAUAUUUUGUAUAUUUUCUUACAAGCGUAAUUUCUGUUAAUAUAUUUUUAUAUAUAUAUUUACGUAUAUUAACACAACUUACCUCUUGGAUACAUGGUAUUUUUAAGAUUAUUUACUUCAUAUCUAGAAAAGUAAAUAAACUAAAAAACUGAUUUAUAUUGG
Drosophila kikkawai is the source of this 1012-nucleotide messenger RNA. RefSeq names its product flightin (gene fln). Lineage: Eukaryota; Metazoa; Arthropoda; Insecta; Diptera; Drosophilidae. The record is from RefSeq and is a predicted model, not a curated record.